This is a messenger RNA of Paramecium tetraurelia, 1219 nucleotides long. RefSeq lists its product as uncharacterized. The record is from RefSeq and is a predicted model, not a curated record. The transcript has 5 exons. Gene Ontology annotation, cellular component: nucleolus; catalytic step 2 spliceosome. NCBI's taxonomy places the organism in Eukaryota, Ciliophora, Oligohymenophorea, Peniculida, Parameciidae. Gene Ontology annotation, molecular function: mRNA binding; RNA helicase activity; ATP binding.
AUGGAUAAGCACAAUUUAUAAGAGAAUGUAGAGUAUGAAACUUCAGAAUAAAUAACUAUUUAUCCUACUUUUGAAUCUAUGUCAUUGAGGGAAGAACUUUUAAGAGGCAUCUAUGCUUUUGGUUUUAAUAAACCUUCAGCAGUGUAACAAAGAGCAAUUGUUCCUGUAAUAUAAGGAAGAGACGUUAUAGUAUAGAGUCAGAGUGGUACUGGUAAGACUGCAGUAUUUAGUUUGUCAGCUUUGUCGAUGAUAGAUUUAUCUAUUAGGGAACCUUAAGUAUUGAUUUUAUCGAAUACAAGAGAGCUGGCAGAACAAAGUGCAAAAGUGGCUAUGGCUUUAGGAGAUUUUCUUAAUGUUUCAAUUCAUGCUUGUAUUGGUGGACAUUCUAUUUAAGAUGAUAUCAGCAAACUGUAGCAUGGAGUAUAGAUAGUAUCCGGUACUCCAGGCAGAGUAUUUGAUAUGAUAUAGAGGAAAGAAUUAAGAGUUCGCCAUUUAAAAAUGUUGAUUCUUGAUGAAGCUGACGAAAUGUUAACUAAAGGAUUCAAAUAAUAAGUUUAUGAUAUCUAUAGAUAUUUACCACCAACAACUUAGAAUGUGGUAGUAUCAGCAACCUUGCCUCAAGAAAUACUUGAUAUGACAGACAAAUUCAUGAACAAUCCCCUUAAGAUAUUAGUGAAAAGAGAUGAAUUGACAUUAGAAGGAAUUAAACAAUUCUUUAUUUAAGUGGAUAAAGAAGAAUGGAAGUUCGAUACUUUAUGUGAUUUAUAUGAUACCCUAACUAUCACUUAAGCAGUUAUCUUUUGUUCUACCAUUAAUAAGUGCGAAUGGUUAGCAAAUAAGAUGAGAGAACAUGAAUUUACUGUGGUCUAGAUGAACGGAAAAAUGUCUUAAAAGGAAAGAGAUAAAAUUAUGGCCGAAUUUAGAUAAGGAAAUAAGAGAGUUUUGAUUGCUACUGAUGUUUGGGGAAGAGGUCUUGACGUUCAAUAAGUAUCCUUAGUAAUCAAUUAUGAUUUACCAAACUCUAGAGAAUUGUACAUCCACAGAAUUGGUAGGUCUGGCAGAUUUGGAAGAAAGGGUGUUGCCAUCAAUUUUGUUAAAUAAGAAGACGUCAGACUUCUGAGAGAUAUUGAAUAAUAUUAUUCAACACAAAUUGAUGAAAUGCCUAUGAAUGUGACAGAUUUAUUAUGAAAUUAAUUAUUAAUUCAAUAUAGCAAUUUAU